Molecule: messenger RNA, 5133 nt
Organism: Leptosia nina
Lineage: Eukaryota; Metazoa; Arthropoda; Insecta; Lepidoptera; Pieridae
Source: the annotation of a GenBank genome assembly
AUGCAAACCAACCUUAAGACUAAAGAAAUGUUUAUAGUCAGGGCAUUGGAAAAGAUUUUAGCCGACAAAGACAUCAAGCGGUCCUACCAUAGUCAGCUAAAAAAGUCAUGCGAAGUUGCUCUUGAGGAAAUAAAGGCAGAAUUAAAAAAUGGAGGUCAACCAGAAUCAUCUGAAAGUCCAACAUCGGGCACAUUGCCUUUACCCAAGAAUGAUGCCUCCAACAUUAUCACAGCAGAAAAAUACUUCCUUCCAUUUGAAUUGGCAUGUCAGAGUAAAGCAGCUAGAAUAGUUGUGACAGCAUUAGAUUGUCUUCAAAAGCUAAUUGCAUAUGGCCAUUUGACUGGAAAUAUCCCAGAUUCUACAACACCUCGUAAACUUCUUAUAGAUAGAAUUGUAGAAACUAUAUGUAGCUGUUUUAAUGGGCCACAAACAGAUGAAGGAGUUCAGUUGCAGAUAAUUAAAGCUCUGCUUACUGUUAUCACAAGUCAACAUGUUGAAGUUCACGAAGGAACUGUGCUUCUUGCAGUCAGAACUUGCUAUAAUAUUUAUUUGGCCAGCAAGAACCUUAUCAACCAAACUACGGCCAGAGCUACCCUCACGCAAAUGCUGAAUGUCAUUUUCACAAAGAUGGAGAACCAGGCUUUAGAGACAGAUUGUAAUACAAAUACCCAGUCUAAUGAUAUCUUCCAUAAAAUGCCUAAUGGAAAUGUUGUAACAAAUGAAACCACUAAUGUAUCAGAUGAAAAUAAAGAAACAACCAACAAAGAGGAAACUGAUGAAGUUUUAGAGGCUAAAAUUAUUGCAAGACAAAUUGUGGAUUCUGUUAUUGAUAAUGCUAUAUCUAUAGCAAAUAAAAAGUCUGAGGUCAAUAAUGAAAGUGUACCUGAUAAUAAUGAAAUUCCUUCCGACUCUCAAGACAGCCAUAGCGUCUCUCAAGAGAGCAAUGGCCAAGUGCAAAGUGAAACCCCAAUUCCAAGAAUACCAUCACAAGAAAGUGUAGAUGUUGUAUCAGAGAAUGAUAAUUCAGUUACAGCCAAGUUCACGCAUGUCUUACAAAAAGAUGCAUUCCUAGUAUUUAGAGCAUUAUGCAAGCUAUCCAUGAAGCCGUUACCUGAAGGCACACCUGAUCCUAAGUCACACGAGUUGAGAUCCAAAGUAUUAUCUUUACACCUUCUUUUGUCUAUUUUGCAAAAUGCAGGUCCAGUAUUUAGAAACAAUGAAAUGUUUAUAACAGCCAUCAAGCAAUAUCUAUGUGUGGCUUUAUCUAAAAACGGUGUCAGCUCUGUUCCUGAAGUGUUUGAGCUAUCACUAGCUAUCUUCUUAGCUUUGCUGCAGAACUUCAAAGUUCAUCUUAAAAAACAAAUAGAGGUGUUCUUUAAGGAAAUAUUUAUGAACAUUUUAGAAACCACUAGUUCCACAUUUGAACAUAAAUGGAUGGUUAUACAGGCUCUAACUAGGAUCUGUGGGGAUGCUCAGAGUGUUGUUGAUAUCUAUGUGAACUAUGAUUGUGACCUGUCGGCUGCAAACUUGUUUCAAAGAUUAGUUAAUGAUGUAUCAAAAAUUGCACAAGGCAGGCAAGCUGUAGAACUGGGUGCAACACCUAACCAAGAAAAGUCGAUGAGAAUAAGAGGUUUAGAAUGCCUUGUGUCCAUAUUAAAGUGCAUGGUUGAGUGGAGCAAAGAGUUGUAUAUAAAUCCCAAUAUGCAGACUACAUUGGGAGAGAGGCCUGUGAAAGAAGAAUCUGACCACCAUAGUAUUAAGUCCCAUGGAGGAUCAAGUGUCAGUCUAAUUUCUACUGGAUCAAGUAACAUUGGUAACAGGGAGACUCUUGAUUCUCCGGAGCAAUUCGAAGUUUUAAAACAGCAAAAGGAAGUAUGGGAAACAGGAAUAGACCUUUUUAAUAGAAAACCGAAAAAAGGUGUGGCUUUUUUGCAAGAACAAAACUUAUUAGGAACCUCUAUAAAGGAAAUUGCCGAAUGGCUAUUGACAGACGAACGACUUGACAAGACAUUUAUUGGCGAAUAUCUCGGAGAAAACGAUGAUCACUCCAAAGAGGUGAUGUACGCUUACGUUGACUCAAUGAAUUUCGGAAAUAUGGAUAUCGUGGCUGCCCUACGUCAUUUUCUUGAAGGGUUUAGGUUGCCAGGAGAAGCACAAAAAAUUGACAGAUUAAUGGAAAAGUUCGCUGCACGUUAUUGUGAGUGUAACCCGAACAACACGUUAUUUAUAAGCGCUGACACUGUUUACGUAUUGGCUUUCUCCAUUAUUAUGCUCACGACCGAUUUGCAUUCCCCACAAGUUAAGACUAAGAUGACCAAGGAACAAUACAUCAAACUGAAUAGUGGAAUAAGUGAUAAUAGUGAUUUACCUCGCGAGUAUUUAUCCCAGAUAUAUGACGAAAUAGCUGGACACGAGAUUAAAAUGAAGAAUACUUCUAAGCCAGGUAAGCACAUGAUCUCUAACGAAAAAAAGCGUAAAUUCAUUUGGAACAUGGAGAUGGAACAAAUAUCAACCGCCGCUAAAAGUCUGAUGGAGUCAGUGUCGCAUGUCCAGACUCCUUUCACGACAGCAAAACACGUCGAACAUGUGCGGCCUAUGUUUAAAAUGGCGUGGACUCCAUUUUUAGCUGCCUUCUCAGUGGGUCUUCAAGACUGUGAUGACCCUGAGAUAGCUUCAUUGUGCUUAGACGGCAUUAGAUGUGCGAUCAGAAUAGCCUGUAUUUUCCACAUGUCACUUGAAAGAGAUGCUUACGUACAGGCCUUGGCUCGAUUCACUCUUUUGACAGCUAAUUCUCCCAUCACCGAAAUGAAAGCUAAGAACAUUGACACAAUAAAAACACUGAUAACAGUGGCACAUACUGACGGAAACUAUUUGGGGUCGAGUUGGUUAGAUGUCGUUAAAUGUAUUUCACAGCUUGAAUUAGCUCAACUUAUUGGUACGGGAGUUCGACCACAGUUUUUGUCGGGAUCGAGUAUAAAACCACAGCCGGAUGCCUUAAAAUUUAGUCUUAUGGCGCUAGAUCCCAGUGUAAAAGAGCACAUAGGGGAGACUAGUUCGCAGAGCGUUGUAGUCGCCGUCGACCGAAUAUUUACUGGGUCGACGAGAUUAGACGGCGACGCUAUCGUCGACUUUGUAAAAGCCCUUUGUCAAGUGUCCCUCGACGAGUUAAGCCAUCCGUCGAACCCUCGCAUGUUUUCGUUACAAAAAAUUGUCGAGAUAUCAUAUUACAAUAUGGGAAGAAUUAGGCUUCAGUGGUCACGCAUUUGGCAAGUCCUCGGAGACCAUUUCAAUAAAGUCGGAUGCAGUAGUAAUGAAGACAUAGCAUUCUUUGCGGUAGAUUCGUUGCGACAGCUCUCAAUGAAAUUCAUAGAAAAGGGUGAAUUUGCUAAUUUCAAAUUCCAAAAAGACUUCUUACGGCCUUUCGAACACAUAAUGAAGAAAAACAGUUCGCCCACAAUCAGGGACAUGGUGGUUCGAUGUAUUGCGCAAAUGGUCAAUUCACAAGCACCUAAUAUCAAAUCCGGUUGGAAAAACAUAUUUUCAGUUUUCCAUUUGGCAGCUAGCGAUCAAGAUGAGGCGAUCGUUGAUUUAGCAUUCCAAACGACGGGUAAAAUUAUAACAGACUUAUACGAAAAACAAUUCCCGGCCAUGAUAGAUUCAUUCCAGGAUGCCGUUAAGUGCUUAUCGGAAUUCGCGUGUAACGCCAAAUUCCCCGAUACGUCAAUGGAAGCCAUAAGACUAGUCAGAUCGUGCGCCACCGCAGUCGGUGCUUCGCCACAUCUAUUCGCCGAGCACGCUGGCCUCGAAGGGGAGCCUGGUGCUCCAGAAGAGGAUAGAGUGUGGCUCCGGGGUUGGUUUCCUCUACUGUUCUCUCUCUCUUGCGUCGUCAGUCGCUGCAAGCUGGACGUGCGCACUAGAGGUCUUACGGUCCUCUUUGAAAUCAUCAAAACGCACGGCGACGCAUUCCGACCUCACUGGUGGAGAGAUCUGUUCAACAUACUAUUCAGAAUUUUCGACAAUAUGAAGUUACCCGAACACCAACUUGAGAAAAACGAAUGGAUGACUACAACGUGCAACCACGCGCUGUAUGCAAUCGUAGAUGUCUUCACGCAAUACUUUGACGUUCUCGGUUCUCUGUUGCUGGAGCAACUGUUUGCGCAAUUGCACUGGUGCGUGCAACAGGACAACGAACAACUCGCCAGAUCGGGCACGAACUGUUUGGAAAAUCUAGUCAUAUCGAACGGCACCAAGUUCAAUGAAGACACGUGGAGCAAGACGUGUCAGAUAAUGUUGGAUAUAUUCAACAGCACUCUGCCCACGACCCUUCUUACCUGGAAGCCAGAAGAAAACGAGGACGGGGAAGCCUCGCACGUUCGUCAUGGCAUUCUCAAAAAGCCACAAGGAGGAGACGAAAUAAAGUCCUCUAACCGCGUCUUCAACAGCCUUCUGAUAAAAUGUGUCGUUCAGUUGGAACUAAUUCAGACUAUAGACAAUAUCGUGUUCUACCCUGCCACGUCUAGAAAGGAAGACGCGGAGACAUUGGCGCUCGCGGCCGCCGAGUUGACCGGGGGGCACCCGGGCACCGAACAGGAAUGUCAGCGUGAAGAACAAGGCAUGUACAGACUAUUGAGUUCCCCGCACCUGCUACGGCUAGUGGAAUGCCUCAUGUGCAGUCAUCGGUUCGCCAAAACUUUCAAUACUAAUAACGCGCAAAGGAACGUCCUGUGGAAAGCCAAUUUCAAGGGAUCGGUGAAACCUAAUAUGCUGAAACAGGAGACGCAGUCGCUGGCGUGCGUAUUGCGGAUACUGUUUAAAAUGUACAGCGACGAGACGCGGCGAAGUCAUUGGCCCGCGGUGCAGAAAAGCCUUAUAACUAUAUGCUGUGAAGCCCUGGAAUACUUUGCGGGACUCAAUAAUGAGGCCCAUCGGGACGCGUGGACGUCCAUUCUUCUUCUCAUAUUGACGCGGAUAUUGAAGAUGCCCGACGAAAGGUUUGCGGCGCAUGUAUCCAACUACUACCCACUACUCUGCGAGAUAACUUGCUUCGACCUGAAGCCGGAGUUGCGUUCUGUCUUGAGACGGGUCUUUAUAAGGAUCGGUCCAGUAUUCAACAUCGUCUCCAACAGUCAGUAA